Molecule: messenger RNA, 585 nt
Organism: Aspergillus fijiensis CBS 313.89
Lineage: Eukaryota; Fungi; Ascomycota; Eurotiomycetes; Eurotiales; Aspergillaceae
Exons: 3
Coding region: 1-585 (194 amino acids)
Source: RefSeq, a predicted model, not a curated record
AUGGCUGUCACUUGGAACUCAGAAGCCAACGCGAAACUUUUCCUCGGCGUUUUGACCCAGCUUAGAAACCAAAGUAUCAAGCUUGAUUACACCGCACUAGCAGAUUGUGUGGGUCAGGGAUGCACCAUCCGAGCCGUGCAGCAGCAGAUGGACAAACUCAGAAAGCAGGUCUCCGACGGCACCAGUAACCCCGGAACCCCCGUCGGCACACCCCGAAAGAAGGCUACGACUGCUGCCAGCAGUGGUCCCUCCAGUCAGGCUCUUCUGUCUGCCAAGCGCAAGGCGGCCCGCAUCGCGAAGCCAAAGACUCCGACCAGGAAGGGCAAGAGUGUGUCCAAGGUUGUGAGCAAGGCGAGCAGUGAGGAUGACAGCGAGGACGACAGCGAGGACGACAGCGAGGACGACAGCGAGGACGACAGCGAGGACGACAGCGAGGACGACAGCGAGGACGACAGCGAGGAUGACAGCGAGGACGACAGCGAGGAGGCUGCGAAGCCAAUCAUCAAGGGAGAAGAUAGUGAGGAGGAUGCAGAGACUAUUGUCAAGGGGGAUAAUAGUGAUGGCAGCGACAAGACCUACGCCUGA